UCCUCGCGUUAGGACCCGGGGGCGGGGCUUGGGCUGGCCGGCAGGGUGGCCGGGGCUGGCUUACAGUGAAUACUGCUGAGGGCGGUCGCUAGUGACCAGACAGAAAGGCUGCGGAAUCUUCGGUACCGUGAGGGCUUCCUAGGGCUGAUAGGAGCUGGGGCUGCGGUUCGCAACAAGAAGUGCGAGAUGAUUCAGGAUGGGGGCUGGCCAAGUGAGAAAGACCCAUCUUGUGAUUAGAGAGUUGGGACUUUGAGCCAUGUGAUAUCAGCCUGACCUCCAGGGAGGGAAGGGGCACUGGAGAUUGAGUUCAACUGUGUGGUCAACCAACCAUGACAACAUGAACCCCAGUGAAAACUUUGGCCUAUGAAGCUCAGCAACUGGAACGCUAUUCAAACCGCCAUAGAGCCUUCAACCCCGUUCCCAGAAACGUGCGCUUGCGCAAAAGUUUAUACGUCAUAUUGGAGCGCGCCGACCGCUGAGACUUCUGGGAAAUGGAGUCUGUGAGGAGGCCGAACACUGUGAGCGCAGACGUCAGAGUCUUUACGCAGGCGCAUUGCUUUUCAGACCUGAAGAGGCGCCGUCUUCCUGGGUACCCAGCACUCUGUGCAGGAGGACUCUGCCCUUUUCUACAAGGAGAGCACACAGGAGGGAAUGGCUGCUGUGUCUCCGACUGCCAGAUGCCAGGAAUCAGUGACAUUCGAGGAUGUGGCAGUGAUUUUCACAGAUGAGGAGUGGAGACAUCUAGUCCCUAAUCAGAGGGACCUCUACAAGGAGGUGAUGCUGGAAAACUAUAAGAUUAUUGUCUCAUUAGGACUUCCAGUUCCUCAACCUGACGUCAUUUUUCAGUUGAAGAGAGGGGAUGAGCCUUGGGUAGUUGAUCUUCACGGAUCUGAGGAGAGAGAAUGUCCGGAGAAUGUCUCUCUAGACUGGAAGACUAAGCCCGAGAUUCACGGUCCUUCAGAAGGAGAAGAAUCAGAAGGAAUGGGGAGGGGAAAGCUUCUAGGAGAAGUUUCCGUGUGUCCUAAAUUCGACGCUCAUGCACUGGAGGGUGAGUCGGAAGCAGGGAAGGAGAGGCCUGCCGUCCAGACCUGCAAGAAGUCCCUUUCCCAGAAGGAAAGCUUGCAGCCGGGGUCUACCCCUCUCAAGAAAAUCCUCACUAAAGAGAGAGACCAGGAAUGCAGCCACUGUGGGAAGACCUUUUUUGACCACUCAUCCCUUACCCGCCACCAGAGGACUCACACUGGAGAGAAGCCCUAUGACUGUCACGAGUGUGGGAAGGCCUUCAGUCACAGGAGCAGUCUCAGUAGACAUCUGAUGUCUCACACGGGGGAGAGCCCCUAUGAAUGCAGUGCGUGUGGGAAGGCCUUUUUUGACCGGUCGUCCCUAACUGUCCAUCAGCGAAUUCAUACUGGAGAGAAGCCCUUUAAAUGCAGUGAGUGUGGAAAAGCCUUCUUCGACCGCUCAUCCCUUACUCGACACCAGAGAAUCCACACCGGAGAAAGCCCUUAUGAAUGUAAUCAGUGUGGGAAAGCCUUCAGCCAGAAAAGUAUUCUCACUCGACAUCAGCUCAUCCACACCGGCAGGAAGCCUUACGAAUGUAACGAGUGUGGGAAAGCCUUCUAUGGCGUGUCAUCACUGAACAGACAUCAGAAGGCUCACACUGGAGAGCCUCACUAUCAGUGCAGUGAGUGCGGGAAAGCUUUCUUCGACCGUUCAUCCCUUACACAGCAUCAGAAGAUUCACACCGGAGACAAGCCAUAUGAGUGCACCGAAUGCGGGAAAGCCUUUAGCCAGAGAUGCCGGCUCACGCGACAUCAGCGAGUGCAUACAGGAGAGAAACCCUUUGAAUGCAGCGUGUGUGGGAAAGUGUUCAGUUCUAAGUCAUCCGUUAUUCAACACCAACGGCGUUACGCCAAACAAGGAAUAGACUGAGUUGGGUGAAAGCUUUAGUCAAAGGACCUCCAUAGAAACUCAAGCUAGGUCUUCCCCAUCGUAAACAAACCCAUCCUUUGAGCAUUCUACCUACUCUGGCUACUCCUCUCCUUUUCCACCUCUGCUCCCACAGUGUGAAUAAACAUUCUCUACUUACCGUGUUCUAGAACUGUGGGAUGCCAGAAGUUAGGAUGUGACUCUAAAGGGUCAACACUUUGCAGAAGUUUGUUAGACAACAGGAUAAAUAUUAGGAGGUGAUCGUCAGACAUGUCUCUUGUCUGAGGCCCCAAGUAUCACUGCACUUUAAUAACCGGAGGCUCGAGCAGGAGGGAAGGCGAAGUUGGAGCAGCACUGUCGUUUCCAGAACACUUCUUUUUAUAGCUUGCGUCCCUUUCCCUGGGAGCUUUUUUGGGCCCUGGUCUUGUUUUUUUUUUUGUCCCAACUUCUAGGUUCCUUUCUACUACUACUACUACUACUACUACUACUACUACUACUACUAAUACUGCUACUGCUACUACUGCUGCUGGCUAGCACUUACUGAGCGCUUACUAUGGGGUAAGCACUCAAUGGAGAGUUUGGCAAAGAGUAGACUCUUUGGUCCUCUCACCAACCCUGUGAAGUAGAAGUAGGUACUAUUACUAUCCUCAUUUUACAGAUGAGCAGACUAAAGUUUAGAGGUAUUAAAUAAUUUGCCCAAAAUGACACACCUCCUAAAAGGUGAAGCUAAUCCUUGAAUACAAGUCUACCUUCAAAGUCUGUUCUCUUAACCAUUAUGCUAUAUGGUUUGUUUAAUAAUUUAUGUACAGGUAUCAUCUCAAGUAGAUUAGAAGCACUUGGAGGCGUGACUUAGGUGUCUUUGCAUCUCACACAGUGCCUUGCACAUAAUAGGUGCUCAAUAAAUAUUUAUCUGAAUUAGUGAUUUUCCUACUUACCAGGUUCUCUCUAUUUAAAACAUCUGUUGAGUGUACAUCCUUUCUCUGAAUUUUCAGUGUAGACUGCGCCUUUAUCCUCUCAGGCUCCCAUUACUGUGGUAGUCAUUGAAUUCUUCCCUCUUCCUUAUUUUUUUUUUUUAUUAAAAGAUUUUAUUUAUUUGUCAGAGAGAGAGAGAGAGACCAUGCAUGCACAAGCAGGUAGAGGCAGAGAGAACCAGGCUCCCUGCUGAGCAAGGAGCCAGAUGCAGACUUGAUCCUAGGACCCCAGGAUCACGACCCAAGCUGAAGGCAGGGGCUUAACCGACUGAGCCACCCAAGCAUCCCUUCCCUCUUCCUUACUGAACAGGGGUACGUUAAGCUUUAGUGCCAUAAUAAGUAACCCCCAAACUGAAAAUUCACAUCUCAUAAAAUCUGAUAUGAGUCAGUCUGUCUCACUCUAUCUUCAUCAUUUAGAACAUGUUGCCUCUAAGGGUAUCAUGAAAGAGAAAGCUGGAAGAUAUUUUAGGUUAUUUCUAAGGACCAUCACUUGUGUCCACAUCUCAUAAACCAGAACCCAGCACCAGAGGCCAGAAAAGUAAACAAGCACCUCAAUAUUUGGUUAACAUCAAAAGUGUGUGUCACGAAUUACAUUUUGCACAUUACUGACAUUUUGCACAUUAUGCUUAGACCAGUCUUUCUAAAUGACACUUUCCUGCUCAUCAUUGCCUUACUUGAGACCUAAAAUAGCUCCCUGUUUAAUGAAAGCUUCUCUGAAUAUUUAAGGUCUGCCUUGAUGUGAUUCCACAUCAUUGAACUUUAAGUUCUGACUCCCAAAACUCUUCCUAUGCCCUGGGCCGAGUCCUUUAUUUUUAUUUUAUUAAAGAUCAGGAACUAGGCAGCUUUGGCCCUAGGCAUCUGCAUUCCCUUCCUAGUUGCUUGAAGUGAAGCACAGACGAGGACUUGAUUCUGAAAGGCUGUCUAGAAUUUAGCUUACCUGCAUGAAUCCCAGUGGACCAAGAUGCAUUUCUCUUGAGAGGUAAAGUCAGAUUCAAGAAGAUGGACUGCCAAACAGACACCCCCCCCCAAUCUACUAACAACCCUAUUUGUCCACCUUUCUUAAAGCAGACAAGUGACAGGGAAGACUUUUCACGUGUGGACUCUUGAAGCAACUUGAAGAAAAACACUUCAGAGAGUGCAGAAUCUAUCAGAGUGGAUAAUGUCUGGUAUUAUUUAAUAAUGUCAAGUAGAAAAUAAAAGGGACUAUUGACAGA
Lutra lutra (Eurasian river otter) is the source of this 4114-nucleotide messenger RNA. It is a transcript of the gene ZNF2, whose product is annotated as zinc finger protein 2. Gene Ontology annotation, biological process: negative regulation of transcription by RNA polymerase II. Lineage: Eukaryota; Metazoa; Chordata; Mammalia; Carnivora; Mustelidae. The coding region runs from base 652 to 1932 and encodes 426 amino acids. The record is from RefSeq and is a predicted model, not a curated record. The transcript has 7 exons. Gene Ontology annotation, cellular component: nucleus. Gene Ontology annotation, molecular function: DNA-binding transcription activator activity, RNA polymerase II-specific; RNA polymerase II cis-regulatory region sequence-specific DNA binding; DNA-binding transcription repressor activity, RNA polymerase II-specific.